AGAUUUAAAAAAUGAAAUCCUCAGCAGUCGUCAUCGCCAUCUUUCUUAUCUGUUUUGGUUCCCGAAUAAUCGAUAGUAUCGAUACUGUUACAUAUCCUGGUUAUGGUACAUUUACAAGUAAUGAUUUUAAACAUCCAAUAUAUCGACCGAUUGUUUUUGUUCCUGAAUCACCCGAUAAAAUCGGACCAUUAUUUUUACUUUAUACACGUCAAAAUAAUGAAUCACAACGAUUAGAUUUGAACGAUACCCGGCUACAGCUGGAACAAGCUGGUUUUAACCCAAAAAAUCCAACAUGGAUUCUAAUACAUGGUUUUAAUUUUCAUUCAUUAAAACCAUGGAUGAAUAUUUGUAAAGAUCGGCUAUUAAAAUCAUCAGAUUUUAAUGUUAUUUUAGUUGAUUCAAGACAUUCGGAAAAAGGUGUAUCAUAUCCACGUGCUGUAUCCAAUAUUCGUAUUGUUGGUAUUAUGAUCGGGAAACUUAUUGAACAAAUUUCCCAGGAAUUUUCCAAUGAUAAUCCCGGAACAUUUACAUUGGUUGGACAUUCAUUGGGUGCACAUAUUGCUGGUUAUGCUGGAAAAUAUUUGAAUGGAACUAUCGAUAGAAUUUAUGGCCUUGAUCCAGCUGGACCAUUUUUUAAAAAUCAUCCUGACCAUCGAUCAAGAUUAUGGCAUACAGAUGCUCAAUUUGUAUUCAAUUUACAUACAAAUGGUGGUUCAAUAUUUAAAUUAUCAUCAGGUAUGAUGGAUACUUGUGGUCAUGUGGAUCUUUUUAUGAAUAAUGGUCAUCAACAACCUGGUUGUCCGAAGGAAAUUCAAAAUGAUUUAACAUUCAAUUCCUGUCAUCAUCGUCGUGCAUUAUGGUUAAUGAUUGAAGCCAUAACACCUGAUAAUGAUCAGCAACCAAAACCAAUUGGUUAUGAUUGUGAUUCAUGGCAAUCAUUUGAACAAGGUGAAUGUAUCAGGGAUUGUAAUGCUGAUCCAUUCAAUUGCGUAAGACUAGAUCCAUUGAACGAUGGCCGAAAUCAAUCGAUUGAAAAGAAUUUAUUAUUAAAUUCAAUUACAACCGGUCGUCGUUAUUUUAUGGUCACUGGAAAUGAAGAGAAAUUUUUCCGUUAUCAAUAUUUAAUCAAAUUCAAUAUGAAAUAUGGUUCAAAUCAAUUUUCCGGUUUGGAUCCUGUUUUACGUCGUAUAACAUUACGUAUAAGAAAUCCAAAAAAUGAUCGUUAUGAAUAUAUUGAUUUGACUGAUUGGUCACAACCAUAUGUCGAUAUUGGUAAAAGUUAUGCAAUAUCAUUAUACAGUACUCUUGAAAUGAUGAAAAAUAAUCUGGAAAUCCGAUGGGAACGUUUUCUUUGGUUUAAACGUCAACGUAUGUUUAUCAAUAGUAUUACUAUUACAAGUUUAUCUUGUAAAAACUGUGUUUGGCCAACACCGACACAAAUCGAAAUGAUACCGGUAUCCAAUGGAAAUGAUACAACUAAUAAUGGUAUUAUUAAUGAUGAAUGGACAACAUUUCGAUUGAUUUGAUU
Molecule: messenger RNA, 1528 nt
Organism: Dermatophagoides pteronyssinus (European house dust mite)
Lineage: Eukaryota; Metazoa; Arthropoda; Arachnida; Sarcoptiformes; Pyroglyphidae
Source: RefSeq, a predicted model, not a curated record